Puccinia triticina is the source of this 1053-nucleotide messenger RNA. RefSeq lists its product as uncharacterized. The record is from RefSeq and is a predicted model, not a curated record. Lineage: Eukaryota; Fungi; Basidiomycota; Pucciniomycetes; Pucciniales; Pucciniaceae. The transcript is spliced from 4 exons. The coding region runs from base 1 to 1053 and encodes 350 amino acids.
AUGCUUUUAACCAAGAUACUAGUUUCCUUACAGCUCUUGUAUUACUAUAGGGUUGCAGCACACCCACUUUCACUUACACAUUCUCUGGCCAAGAGAGCAGAAAGCUCUACAUUAGAAGCUACCCACAUCCCUCAUGUCCAUGAAAGGGGAGAAGCAGAGAGUUUAAACUCUGCUGGCGAAUUUGAAAGAUUAAGCUUGGAUAAACAUGUUGAAGAAGCAGAGAAGAAUAUCUCCCACUUGGAAUUCAAAAAUGAGGAACCUGUGGAAAAUUUUCUUGAUGAAAAAUUUAAAGCCUUGGAGGUAGGAGAUUUGCAUGAAACAAAUAUGCAAAAGCUUUUGCUGGCAAUUGAAGAAGCAAACCUUGAGGAUAUUGAUAAUGAAAAACCCUACUGGGAAAAACUGCAAGGUUUGAUUGCAGGAUUGAGAAAAAUCAAUGAGCCACUUGAGGAAAUUCUGUCGGAAAAAAUAAUCCCAGAACUGUCAGAUCCCAAGGAUAUUCUCAAAUUUGAAGAAGAGUUAUACAACCAAAAAUGUAAAGCGGUUGAGAAAAGCUUAACUAACCUGCAAAAAGACAUGCUCCAGAAAACUGUUGGGCUUUUCCAGGAAUAUCCAAUUGACCCUGAAGGCUCUGAACGUGGGCAAAUUGAUGAAGUCAUUGUGGAGAACCAGAAGGAGAAUGAGGACAAAAAUUAUCCGGUGAAGUUUGCCAAAUCAAUUGGACCAGCCUUAGCUGAAAUGAGCAAAAGAGGGCUGUUUUUUGGCUUCUUGCAGAUGACUGCUCAAAGUGCCAAGAUGGAUGCCGAAACUCAAGCUAAACUGGCCCACAUGGUGCAUGAAAUACUGGCAAUUCUGCCUACUUCAUCAGACGCAAGAGCCGCGUUUCUGGAGGCGCUACAGUUCCGUGAUCUGAUGUUCUUCAAGACUGGAGGAUUCAAGUACAUCCCUCAAAGCUUGCUUUCCAAACCAUUGACCACUGAGCAACACAAAUUACUCCAGGCUUUCGGAAACUUGAUCCCAACAGAAAAAGAUUUUGAUGGUCCACAUUCACACUGA